Symbiodinium pilosum is the source of this 1413-nucleotide messenger RNA. The record is from the annotation of a GenBank genome assembly. NCBI's taxonomy places the organism in Eukaryota, Dinophyceae, Suessiales, Symbiodiniaceae.
AUGGCGGCUGUGGCCGAGCAGGGACUGAAGAUCGUGACGGAUUAUACCUGCCAGGACCUGGCCAACACAGCCAUGGCCUUUGCCAAGCCCAACAUCUGCAACAGGCCGUUUCUACAGGCUUUGGCCCAUCACUCUGCACGGAAGAUGCGGCAGUUUGAAGCCAGGGAGGUCUCCAAUGCGUUGUGGUCGUUCACCAUUGUCGGCCCCGGUGUUGUGGGCCCUGAUUGGCUGGACCCUGCCUUGGACCAUUUCUUGAACUUGAUCCGGAUGCGCCAGUACGAAGGAUGGGAACUCGUUCAAGUCGUGAACGCCUGCUGGCCUCACCGCGGACAGCUGAAGCAUUGGGCAGCUCUUGAACGAACCUUCAAAGAGCGCGUCUUCAUGCGCGUGGUCCAUGCUCUGGAGGCCAUCAUCGGCCGGGAUCAAGGACUUCAGGGCAUGGAAGAGCCUACAGCAGAGGCAGAGAUCACAGUCCCAAUGAAACUGCUGAACGCUGGACCUGCCACACAUGGUAGCCUUAGCGCAGCACAUCGGAUGCCUGAAAGGCUUUCUCCCCUGGAGUCUGCGCGGCGAAGUGCACAGCGUCUAAUCGACGAGCUUCAGGUGGACUUCCUGGGACCAAUCUUCACCCGCGUAGCGAUGCGCCAGCUUGGGCUCAUCGACCCCAGCGAUUGCCGGGGUGGUUCCGCAUUCUCAGAGGGCACGGGGUCAGAGGAGAUCACCAACAGUCCUGAGUGGGGCGUCCAAGCACGAAGCGCCGUUGCAGCGUCGCUGGAGCAAAUGCGGAGAGAGCUACCGUUCAUGUGGUUUGAUCGAUUCGGACCCCAUGAGCGGCGUGUCAUCUCCUGGAUUGCCUUCGACCUCGAGGUUGCUAUCGGCUCGAACGGCUUGGAGGAGUCUUCGGGUCCCUGGCAUGAGCAUCUCCGUGAAACGGGUCGCAUAACUGGGUUCAGUUUGGAUGAGCAUCGUGCCAUGGAUAAAAGAGGUGUUGAAACCUUCACGCGAUUGCAGGAGCAGUGGAAAGGCGAAGUGCUCUUCACCCUGCACGACGUGCGGAAGGGGCAGGAGUGGCUGCAAGGGCUCUUUGCGCAGCAUGAUCGCGCAGGGCAUACCGAACGACAGGCCCUUCUGGAAGUGAUCAUCGAGAUCAUCAGCGCCAUCCGGCGACUGGAACGGCGGCAGAGUCAGUUUCUGCACGGGCGCGCUGUCACGCAACCAGAGACUAGCAUAGAGCUGGGACUCUUUGAUGGCUCGCUCGGAGCGGCGGUGCGCGGACAAAUGCAGGUUUUCGUCUGCCACUUCUGCUGUAUCUCCUGCAUGGCUGCCAUCUCCAACUUUGCCAGGAGAUUCCCUCAUGUAAAAAUGCACAUUGACUACGACGACUGUUGGAGAACACGGCUGCUGGAUGUGUGA